AUGGAGAGGACGAUGUCGACAAGAGCCUUCGAGGCGCUCUUGACGGUCGACAAUCUGCACCCGGACCUGGGCUCGGCUGGCGUGAGGGGCAUGGUGUCCUGCUACCUCUCCGCAUUCUUGGCCACCGACCUGGACGACCGCGGAGACAUCGUCUCCUUCGAGAAGGUGAUGGGAGACAUGAUCGUGAUGGUCGAAGCCCAAGAAGAGACCGACAAUAACGAUGAGGAGGAAGUAGAUGGGUCUGAGUCUAAGGCGCACAAGGCGUAG
This is a messenger RNA of Ectocarpus sp. CCAP 1310/34, 267 nucleotides long. NCBI's taxonomy places the organism in Eukaryota, Phaeophyceae, Ectocarpales, Ectocarpaceae. The record is from the annotation of a GenBank genome assembly.